Molecule: messenger RNA, 2272 nt
Organism: Salmo salar (Atlantic salmon)
Lineage: Eukaryota; Metazoa; Chordata; Actinopteri; Salmoniformes; Salmonidae
Product: zinc-binding protein A33
Molecular function (GO): protein binding
Source: RefSeq, a predicted model, not a curated record
CUGGGGAAGAGGGAUAGGAGAUACAGAAGGAAGGAGGACAGACAGUCAUACAUACAGGAGUUUGUCAUGAAGGGUCAUACGCAAGAAACACUUGUGAAACAUCAACAGCACCUACAGAGGCAAAGGGAUGUUGUCGCAUACAGGAUGAAGAAGCUGGCAGCUAAGCAGGUUGACUUUACAAAGAAGACCAAUGCACUGAAGGAAAAGAUUAAGAAGAAGUACGAGGACAUGAAGAGGGUUCUGGAUAAGGACCUGCGGAUUACGCUGACCCAGCUGGAAAUGGAGUAUCAAGCCACAGAGUGCACCAUUGAGGACAGAAUAGAGCGCUGCUACCACCUCAGUCAGGAACUUGACCAGGAGAUAGCCCAGCUCAGCACCCAAAUGGAGAAAGAGCAUACAGACGACAAGGAUGCGGAAACGGAGAGAAGAAUAGCAGAGACGAUGAAGGCUACGGAUCCAGAAUUGCUUCAGGUGGAUGAAUUUAAAAAUGAACAGCUCUUGAGUUUAACCAUCAACCUCCUGCUUUUCAUCCGGUCCCAGGUCCCUGUCACCAAGAAACUCUUUCAGAGCUAUGCCUCUGACGUUGUCCUUGACCCUACCACUGCCCACCCGAAACUUAUAAUUUCCCCUAAGGGUGACUUGGCAGAGUACACGGACACCUGGCAAGAAGUCCCAGAGAACCCCUCACGCUUCGACACCACCCUCAACGCCAUCAGCCAGCAGGGCUUCCGAGAGGGACGUCACUAUUGGGAGGUACAGGUAAGUGGGAAGACCUACUGGGAGAUAGGUCUCACCUACCCAAGCAUCCCACGCAAGGGCCGUGAGGAGGACUGCUGGCUGGGCCGUGGAGACGAGUCUUGGGCAAUGGAGUUCUUUAAUGGGGACUACACAGCAUGGCAUGACAGGGUGGCCCAUGCGCUCCCUGUGGUGGCCGGACAGCACUUCACUCGCAUCGGUAUUUACUCCAGCUUCCCCGGGGGCCUGGUGUGCUUCCUGGGGGCCGACACUAUGACCCCUCUCCACUGCUUCUAUGUCGCCACCUUCACCAAUGUCCUCCACCAAGCUGUGUGCCCUGGGCACGACAAUCAGGGGUCCAACUGGAAGCCCCUUAAGAUUUGCGAUGCCUCACGCUCUGCCCCUACCCUCUGAUGGAGGACAAAUGCUAAGGGUGGAGGGAAUGGGGGUGGUAUAUAACUUUUGUCAUGUGUUUCUUUUGUGUGUUAUGAACCAUGCACACCAAGUCUGAUUUUUUUUCUGCACACCUGGUCUGACUGUCUGGUGCUGCAAUCUUAUGUCCGCUUCCAAUCCAAACAAGUUUGUGUAUGUGUAAAAACUGACUAGCCUAUAUACAUUUCCAGGAGCUUGAAACACACACCUAAUGUUGAAACAUUUGUUUCUACACCCUUCGGACUUUGUGUGCAGGCCCUUAGGCAAAGUUUUCAUUUAGCUAAAUUGAUUUAUUGUACAUCCAGGAUUAGCAUGUGUAUGCGACGUUUGUACGACAAAAAUAACACACAAUUCAUUUUACAAUACAAUUCUUCAUGUUUAAUACAAUAAAAUGGUGUUUACAUAGUCAUUCCUUUGAUGUGAAGUAAUUUAAACAGUGUAUUGCCCCAGAUUCAAAAGGAGCCAUAGUAAAUUCACAAUAUUUCCUUUUUUAUAGAAUUUGUCUUCCUUUUCUAUAUAAUAAUUUUUCUAUUUUUCUUUUCAAAUAUAUUCCUGAGUACAAUAGCAUUUAAACCUGGAAAGCAUUUAAAAUAUGAUUUCCCCCUUCAACUCUAUUCCAAAACAAGUGGAGCAAACACUCCUUUUAGUACAGGUUGGGCACUACAUCACUGAUUCAUGUGUCGAGAGGAUUCAAGAGUGCCAUCUGUGUGAUUGACAGGUAUGUGUAGAAUAGGUAACAUGUCUACUCGGUUGCCAGCAUACUGUUCACUACUGUGGCUUAUAGAAUAAUUUUGUAAUCAUGUAAAAAAUAAAAUAAGAAAAUGACUGAUGAAAUUAAACAAAGACUGUAAAAAGAAAAUGGCAAAGAAAUUCAAGAUGGCACCGAAUGUUUUCCUGAAGUUACUAGCAAUCCGUAGUUGCAAUCCUGUAAAUUGCUCUGGAACGUUGCAGAAACAUUGGAACAAUGCAGUGUGCGAAUUAGUACAGGUGAAUUGUGAAUGAUAAGACUUGUAACCACCAGUAAUAGCUGCCUCUGCAGAUGACAGAGUAUUUCUGGCUUUGGGACAAACAUGAAUAUGCAAUAACAAACUUAAAUCUGUGAAUG